Messenger RNA from Medioppia subpectinata, 3178 nucleotides. Lineage: Eukaryota; Metazoa; Arthropoda; Arachnida; Sarcoptiformes; Oppiidae. The record is from the annotation of a GenBank genome assembly.
GUGGCAUGGUGGUAAAAUUAGACUUUAUACUAUGCCCAUAAUUAUGAUGGUAUUAGUAUUGGCUAUGAAUACGGAAUCGUUUGAUUUGUCAGAAAUUGCAUCGCAAACCGUAGCCCGUGUUUGCGAUAUGACAACCAUUAACAGCGAUAUCAUCAUGAAAUUAAAGGCAUGCGAUAAACAGUACGACGAUCAGUGGUAUAUGGACAUGGCCCAACAAAAAAGCAUUGAACCUGAAUUUAAAAAGUGUGCAGAAAUGGUGCGAAACGAUUGGAUGAGUUUGAAUGUGACCACAGAUGAGGACAGGGAGGAUGUGAUGAAUGCCUGUAAUACAGGUUAUCACAUGUGCUAUAAGAAUGCGUAUGCAUUGACCAAACAGCAAGUUUACCUUGAUCGCAGAACUAAAAAUGCCUGUUAUAAGUCGGCACUUGCCCUAUGCAUCACAAAUUCAAUGCAGUUUAUGCUAAACAAAUUGGACGAUACUAUGAAACUAAAAGCUUGUGACACGACAUUCAUUACCGAUGAUAAGUGGCAACAAUUAGAGAGAUGUACCGAUGAUUACUAUAAUCAGGUUAGACCGUAUUGGAAAGAGGUGAUGGAACAGUCAAUAAGCACAUGCAGGCAAACAUACAACGACCAAUUGACCAGGAUCUGGAAUCUCGAACGCGAGAAACAAUUGCCAAAAUUCUGGUGGGCAUUGAUGAGAACGUAUGGCAUAGAGUUUACCAUACUUUUAACAAUAAUUGUGCUCGUGGAAUGUGUUAUACGUAUAUCAGCGCCCCUGUUGUUGGGCUUUGUGAUCGACUAUUUUGCCGGUCAAACGUACCUGACGUUUGCCGACGCCUGUAUGGCAGCCGCUGGUAUGGUAUUUGGCACUAUCCUGUCUGUGGUCAUAAUAUCACCAUGUCAAAUACGUAUUGGUCAAUUAGCGAUGCGCGUACGCGUUGCAUCCACUACCUUAAUGUAUCAUAAGUUUGGUAUCUCAAUGGGUUUUCUAUUAGCUGCCCCCAUACAGACCAUCAUGGUCAUCAGCAUAACAUGGGCUUAUUUGGUGCGGCUGGUAUUUGUAAUAAUGGCCCUGUUCAAUAUAUUGCGUUUGUCUGUCAAUCAAAUAUUUACUCACGCCAUCAAUUUCGGGGCCGAGUCGUGGGUCACGUGCCGUAGGAUUGAGGCUCGAGGUAGAGCCGAUUUUGAUCAAAACUUUACUUUGGGACGUAAGACAGAAUUGCCCGCCGGUAUUGCGUUGCCGACAAAUAUCAUGGUCAAGAAUAUAUUUGUUAAAUGGAACAAGGAUAAUUAUAAACUCACACUUGAUAAUAUAUCUGUUGAUUUAAAUUCUGGUGAUUUAUUGGCUGUGAUAGGACCGGUCGGCUCAGGCAAAAGUUCAUUUUUAAUGUCAUUAUUGGGCGAACUGGAACUGAUGAGUGGGUCCAUACAUAUCAACGGCACCGUUAGUUACUCGGCUCAGGAGUCGUGGAGUUUCAACAAUAGUGUCCGAAAUAACAUAUUGUUUGGCCGGGAAUACGACGAACGCAGGUAUAGAGAGGUUGUGAGGGUUUGCGCUCUCGAACGGGACCUCAAGAUAUUGCCGUUCGGCGACCGGACACUAAUGGGUGAAAACGGUGUGUCUGUUAGCGGGGGUCAAAAGGCCAGGAUAACUUUAGCAAGAUCUCUGUACAGAAACGCCGACAUAUGCCUUAUGGACGACCCGCUAUCGGCUGUGGACGCGGCCGUUGCCGAACAUAUAUUUGAACAGUGUAUAGUUGACUACUUGGGGCCCAAAAUCCGAAUACUAGUCACACAUCAAAUCCAAUUCAUACGAAACGCUACGAAAAUCCUUGUGUUAGACGACGGAAAGUGUUUAGCUUUGGGAACGUUUGACGAACUGUUGGCCAAAGGCUUAGACUUUAUGGCACUCAUCGACGGUACGGACGACGACAAUAAUAACGGCGGCGACAAUGAGGGGGAGGGGGUUGUGGGGGUCGUUGGGGGCGGGGAGGGUGUGAUGGGUAUGUUUGAGGGACAGAUGACCGCUGGUAACGCUCCGGACGUAGUGUCGCCACGUUUUGGUAGUAUUUCGAGGGCGAGUUUAAGCGUCCCGACGGGAACUACCGGUUCGGUCCGAAGGGGUUCAAGCGCUAGACGUCGGGCCAGCUCUAUACAGCCAAGAAAAUCAAUGGUUGAGUCGGAGGCGCCGCACAUAGAGGAAGAACUGCAGACUCAGGGCUCGAUCGGUGGUCGGGUGUACUGGUUGUACGUGAAGGCCGGGUGCGGCCUAUUUAUGGGAACCGUUACACUAGUGUUCACUUUCCUAUCGCAAGCCUUGUUUCACGCGUCAGACAUAUGGCUACUCGUGUGGGCCUCGCUGUCUGAGACGGGACAGUCUACUUUUGAGAAGAAUCAAUUAUAUGUGAUUAUAUACGCGGUGCUAAUCGCGGCCCUAUUGUUGGCCACAAUAGUACGUGUGUUGACGUGGUAUCACAUAUGUCUGAAAGCGGCCAAGACUUUACACAACAGGGUAUUUACUACACUAUUCCGGGCGCCUAUGGCUGUGUUUGAUAGCAAUCCUAUUGGCAGAAUUAUGAAUAGAUUUUCUAAAGAUGUGAGCGCUAUCGACGAGGUGCUGCCCAAUGUGUUGUACGAAGUGAACUUGGGAGUGUCAUUAAUAGUGUUUACAAUAAUAGUGGCCGCCUUGGUCAAUUAUUAUCUGGUAAUACCGGGUGUUAUCGUAUUAAUACUAUCAGCAUUUAUUCGCAAUAUCUACAUUAAAACCGCGCGUGAUAUUAAACGUAUGGAGGGUUUAACACGCAGUCCUGUGUUAUCGCACGUGAGCGCAACGUUACGGGGUUUGGCUAGUAUUAGGGCGUACGGCGCCCAACAGGCCUUUCAAAACCAAUUUUACAAAUACCAAGAUGACCACUCGGCCACCUGGUUCAUUUAUUUAGCAGCAGCCAGAACGUUAGGCAUUACCAUUGACUGGCUGUUUGGCAGCAGUAUUGGUUUGGCAUUUGUAUCAGUGUUAAUGCUAAUCAAUUACACGCAAUACGGUGUGAGACAGUCGGCCGAAAUGGAGUCUCACAUGACUUCAGUCGAGCGCAUCAUUGAGUACACAAAACUACCGCAAGAGGCGGACCUACUGUCCACUCAACACAACACACCCGACCCUCAGUGGCCACAGACC